Helianthus annuus (common sunflower) is the source of this 402-nucleotide messenger RNA. RefSeq names its product cold shock protein 1-like. Bases 1 to 402 code for a protein of 133 amino acids. Gene Ontology annotation, molecular function: zinc ion binding; nucleic acid binding. The transcript has 2 exons. Lineage: Eukaryota; Viridiplantae; Streptophyta; Magnoliopsida; Asterales; Asteraceae. The record is from RefSeq and is a predicted model, not a curated record.
AUGGGUCAUUCGAAGGAGACGUGCUGGGUUUGUACUGGUCGUGGUGGUCAAAGAGGUUAUGGUAAUGGAAACAAUAACCGUGGUGGUAUUGGGUAUGGAAACCGCUCUCAAGGAGGAAAUGGCGGUAAUGGUAAUCGUGGUAAUUUUGGAAAUGAAGCCGGUAGUGGAAACCGUGGAGCAAACAACGCUCAAGGUGGUAAUGGUCGAGGACCAGGUUGUUUUAACUGUAGAGAUGUGGGGCAUUUCAAGAGAGAGUGCCCAAAGCUCAAUGAAGCUCAAGGAAGGGUUUUCAACAUUGGAGCUAGGGAAGCUCACCAGGAUCCGAACGUAGUUACUGCUAGUAACCUAGAUAUUCCAUACUCGAUAGAACUAGCUAAUGGAAAGCUAGUAGAAGCGAAUUAA